Molecule: messenger RNA, 321 nt
Organism: Parnassius mnemosyne (clouded apollo)
Lineage: Eukaryota; Metazoa; Arthropoda; Insecta; Lepidoptera; Papilionidae
Source: the annotation of a GenBank genome assembly
AUGAAACUGUUCAUUGUAGCCGCUCUCUUCGUCGCCGCCGCCCUCGCCGCCCCGGCUAACCCUGACGCUGAUGCUCAGAUCCUCCGUUAUGACAAUGACAACAUCGGUGUUGGCCCCUUCGGCUAUGCAUUCGAAACCUCCAACGGGAUCUCCCAAUCUGAGCAAGGAGACCUGAAGAACGUCGGCACUGAUGACGAAGGCAUUGAGGUCCGCGGACAGUACUCUUACGUUGGUGACGACGGCGUCACCUACACUGUCACUUACAUCGCCAACGAGAAAGGAUUCCAGCCUGAAGGCGCCCACAUAGCCAAAGCCCAAUAA